CAACAUUUCCUUAACCGCAUCGCUCCAUCUUCCUCUUCCUUCGUCCAAAAUGUAACUCAAAGCGACAGAACAGUCUGUUUCAACCUGGAAAUCUGUGAAACCCUUCUCCAUAGCAUACAUUGUAGCAAUUAUAAUGGUGUAGAGCUCAGCUUCAAGGCUCGAUGACACCGUUAACGGGAAUGAAAUGGCAAAAACGAAAUCUCCUUCGAUGUUCCUCAUUAUCGCACCUCCAUAUGCCUGAUGAGGCAUGUGAAAAAGAGAAAGAGCUAGGGAGCUCUUGUUUGAUCAUAUUGUAUGCUGAUUUGAGGGAGAAGCUGCCAUCAUCCUCAGAGGAAGAAUCAAUGAGACACGCACACCUUGUUAAGGGGAGGCACUGUCCAUUUAUUUUGGGAUCCCGGUGUGGAUGAAUUUGGGUUAAUUGUAUUGAAUGAGAAACUACAAAAACUUGGUUGCACAUAGAAGAAGGUGAUUACGAGAAUAUCGAGGAAGAAGCUUCGGUUAGGAAUUAUCACAAUUUGAGUUUUCCAUGGUACUCCCCGGCCUGAUCAUAUUCAACCUCUCAAAUUGCAGGUAAAGGGAAUGAAUUUUUGUGUUGUGGUAUCUGCAUCACUGUUAUGAACCUGCAAAAGUGUGUGAGGAUUUUGAGCAGAGACGAUGACGAAGAAACGGUGGAAGGCGUCGACAAAGCAGUUUGCAAGUCAUAUUGACCCACAUAAUGAAGAAGAACUCAAAUGGAUCAAAAUAGAACUUGAGAAUAAUGUGAAAAGGAUCAUAAAGCUGAUCAAGAGCAAUGUAAACCAAAAGAGGAAAGUUGAACUGAUCCAACUGGUGGAAGAUUUCCACAAACAAUACCAAUCCCUUUACUCCCUCUAUGAUAAUCUAAAGGGAGAGGUGAGGAAAAAAUGCCGCGCAAAUAGCGACAGUGCUUCCUCCUCCUCCUCGUCCUCGGGUUCCAGCUUAGACUCAGAGUCAUACUUCUCUCCCGAGGAGUCUGCUGGAGUAGGAGGAAGAAGUGGUGGUUCAUCCGGUAGUGACUCUUCCUCGCGGAGGAGGAGGGCCAGUAGAAGCCAAGAAGAAGAGCUCAACCUUAACACUGUCGAAGCUGAAACUCCUCCUGAUUCUGAUGAUGUCAUUCUAAAGGAUACAUUAACGUCCACGACCGAAGUGAACGUGAACGAUUCUGAUUCAGCUUAUAACGAUGACCGAGUCCCCCGACCUGAAGAACUCAUCAUCAAAGACUUAGGGGUUCAAUCUGAAGAAAGUGAGAGCAAACUCAUCAAGGAAUGCUCCAUCUUAAAGGAAAAAUUGGCAGAUAAAGAUGAACAUCUUUUGUGCAUUACCAAGAAUUACGAGGAACGAAUUGCUGGUUUGAUCCUAGAACUUCAAAAUUCCCACUCUCUAACUACAGAGCUUGAAGAAAAUAUUAAGACCAAAUCUGAUGAGGUAAGUCGUCUAUCGGAAGAGAGUAAAACAACAUUUGAUCAUAUGAAGUGUUUAGAGGCUGAAAUUGAAAGUUUAAAUCUGCAGAAGGCUGCACUUGAAGAGAAAUUACAAUCCAGAUCCUUUGAAAUGGAAAGAAAACUUAAAGAAAAAGAAGAUGAACUUUCGAAUCUUCUUCGGAAACACAAGGACUUGCAACAGCAAUCAGAUCAAAGUUUUCUAGAAAGAUCUGAUCAAGUAGAGGAAUUAACAGAGAAGAUCAACUCUUUCCAACAAGAGGUUGGGUUUCUGAGGAAUAAAAAAGCAGAACUGGAAAUAUCACUUGACAUGAAAUCAAAAGAAGUAUCGGAAUGCCAUUUGAAGUUAGAAUCGAUGGAACAGAAAAUAUCACUAGAAGAGAAUAGCCAGAAGCCUAGUUUGAGAGAAGGCAGUUUGUCAAGUACAGAAAAGGAAAAACUGGAGAGAAAACUUGUCGAGCAAGAAAACACAAAUAAAAAACUGAAGAAACAAGUGAAGGAGAUGCAGGAGAAAUUUGAAGAAGCGAACAUGAACUUCCAGAAUGCAGAAAGGAAGAUCGACGAGAUGCUUGAGGAGUUGCGGAAGAAGUACGAAGACAGCCUCAGAAUCUUAAGCAGAAGGAUCAGAGUUGCCGAACAGCUCCACGCGGAGAACAAAGAAUGGUACCUCAAAACAAGAGAAACCUACGAGAAGGAAAACAACGUAAGUGUCAAGAAAAUCCAAGAAAUGUCAAUGGCUGCAAACGAUGCACUUGCUUCACUCGACACAGUUUCUCUAGACUUCGAGAAGUGCGCAUCGAACUUCAUUAACCGGAUCUCGAGCGCUUCGUGUGAGCUCAACUUCGCAAGAGAUCGGGUUUCGAGAAAGCACAAAGCGAUGGCCCAGAUCAAAGGUGACAUGAACUGCUUGCUUUCUCAGUUGGAUGAGAAGGAGGCAGAGAUAUUGGUUUAUAGAGAGAAAGUAUGGAAGUGUGAAAAUAAAGUGAGGGAUUUGGAGAAGACUAUCAAAGAAAGUGAGGAUUCAAUGUGUGAUCUCAAAGAGGAGAAGAGGGAAGCCAUCAGACAGUUGUGUGUGUGGAUUGAUUAUCACAGGAGCAGGUGUGAUUAUUAUAGGAAAAUGCUUACUGAAGUUGGCUUUGUUAAGGCUCCAUAGAUUAAUAAAUUGAUCUUCAUUGCCCAUUCAUUAUUUUUUACUUGAUGAAGAAUCAUCCAAUGCAUAAAACAGGUAGCAUAUUGAAUAAGCACUGUCAAGCUCUUACCAAACAUGCAUUCUCUUUGCAUUUUUGUAAAUGUCCCUAAAUCAAGUAUGGAGCAAUAUAUUACUCUGUAUAAAUGCAAUUCUGAUAUAAUUCAACAAAUUAAGAGCAUGUUUCUUAACGCUAGA
Cuscuta europaea is the source of this 2841-nucleotide messenger RNA. The record is from the annotation of a GenBank genome assembly. NCBI's taxonomy places the organism in Eukaryota, Viridiplantae, Streptophyta, Magnoliopsida, Solanales, Convolvulaceae.